GAAUGAUAAAAGUACAUUUUUUUAUUCGCCUUCUCGGAAAAAUAUAUACAAUGGUGCAAAAGGUCAUACACAUCAUUUUACUUGCCUGUUACUUAGACAUUAUAUGGUCUGCACCACAGGAACAGCCUUCGUUAGAUAAUGAAUUAAAUUUAAAUCAAAAUGUAUCUUCCGAAAACAAUAUAGUAGCUACCGAUGGAUCGGGCGUGUUUAACGUCGGAAAUUUCGUUUAUAAUAAUAUUACAAACACGAACAAACAAGGACUACUAACAGGAAUUGUGAAUUCUCUUCCUUUGCCGAACCUACUUAAAUGAUGUUCAUCAUACUCCUCGUGUACCUGUUAGACAUUUUGUAUUCAAAACCUCAAGAAUCUAAUGUAAUACAUAGCCAAUCGAUUACUACUAUUGUUAGAACUACAGCUAACGGUACAAUUAUUACCGAAGUUAUCAACGGACCUGUUUCGAGUGUAUCUCCCAAUUUUAGAGUAAAUUCUUCUAAUAAAGUUUACAGAUCAUUCUUUUUCAGGCAACCUCGAUAGCAACAUGAUUUCGAAAUACAAUUUUAUUUAUUUAAUUUUGAAAUAAAAUUAAAUACACUUUU
Molecule: messenger RNA, 597 nt
Organism: Papilio xuthus (Asian swallowtail)
Lineage: Eukaryota; Metazoa; Arthropoda; Insecta; Lepidoptera; Papilionidae
Exons: 3
Coding region: 3-311 (102 amino acids)
Source: RefSeq, a predicted model, not a curated record